Messenger RNA from Rotaria sordida, 390 nucleotides. Lineage: Eukaryota; Metazoa; Rotifera; Eurotatoria; Philodinida; Philodinidae. The record is from the annotation of a GenBank genome assembly.
AUGGGAUCCAAAAUGCAACAUAGCGAUGCUGCAGAAUAUGCGUUUACAAUGAUUGACACUAAUCAUGAUGAAUCAAUUGAUUUUACUGAAUUUGUAUUAUUUUUCGGCAUGGAAAAAAAACGCGAUCUAGAUAGUAGACUCGAAAUGAUGUUUGAAAUAAUGGAUACAUCAGGCGAUGAAUUUGUCAGUUACGACGAGAUGGUAAACAUCAUGCAGAAAGCAUUGAGAAUGGGAGGUGGUACAGGAGCAGAACAUGUUAAUUCAAGGAUGAUUGCUACAGAAAUCUUCAACAUGUUUCAUCUCGAUAAAGAGCAAAACUUAAACAAGAAGCAAUUCAUAGAUGGAUGCAAAAAUGAUAAAGACCUUAUCAAAAUAUUUGGAUCCUCAUGA